UGUUCUGCCUUUAUUCACGCACUUCACGCACUUCACGCACUUAUUCACGUUUCGGUCGCGUGGAGUCGAGCGCGUGUAACUCCAGGACCACCGCGGGCUGACCAUCGGAGGGAACCCCGCACACACACUCCGCAGAUUCACCGCACAGACUGACCAAAACUCCGCCAGACACCUGCAGCUCGAGCCGGGGACAUGAGCACCGCGCGCGAGGACGCUCCUCACCUGGGUUAGUUUAGGGAGGAAGUCUCGCGGAGCUCAUUCAGGAUCCUCAUGGAGAGUUUACCUCUGCUGUAGUUGUUUUUGGGGGGAAACGAGCAGCAGCAUGUCUGUGAACGAGCUCUUCACUAAGUUCACCCGGGUGUGGAUCCCCGACCCGGAGGAUGUCUGGAGGUCUGCAGAGAUCAGCAGAGACUACAAGGAGGGAGAGUCUGUGCUGCACCUUAAACUGGAGGAUGAAACGCCUCUGGAGUACUCGGUGGGUCAGAAGUCGAACCCUCUGCCGUUCCUGCGUAACCCGGACAUCCUGGUGGGAGAGAACGACCUCACCGCUCUGAGCUACCUGCACGAACCGGCCGUCCUGCACAACCUCAGGGUCCGCUUCCUGGAGUCCAACAACAUCUACACAUACUGCGGCAUCGUGCUGGUAGCCAUUAACCCCUAUGAGCAGCUGCAGAUCUACGGUGAGGAGGUGAUCAACGCCUACAGCGGACAGAACAUGGGAGACAUGGAUCCUCAUAUAUUCGCUGUGGCUGAAGAAGCCUACAAGCAGAUGGCCAGGGACGAGAGGAAUCAGUCUAUCAUCGUGAGCGGAGAGUCUGGAGCAGGAAAGACGGUUUCUGCUAAGUACGCGAUGCGUUUCUUUGCUACAGUCGGCGGUUCGGCCAACGACACCAACGUGGAGGAGAAGGUCCUCGCCUCCAGCCCCAUCAUGGAGGCGAUCGGAAACGCUAAAACGACUCGGAACGACAACAGCAGUCGCUUCGGGAAGUACAUCCAGAUCGGAUUCAGCCGCCAUUAUCACAUCAUCGGAGCCAACAUGCGCACUUACCUGCUGGAGAAGUCCCGCGUCGUCUUCCAGGCUGAAGAUGAAAGGAAUUACCACAUCUUCUACCAGCUGUGUGCCUCCGCCUCCUUACCAGAGUUCAAGGAGCUCAGCCUCACCAGCGCUGAAGACUUCACCUACACGUCUCUGGGUGAGAACAUCUUCAUCGAUGGAGUGAACGAUGCUGAAGACUUUCAGAAGACCAGAGAAGCAUUUACACUGCUGGGGAUUAAAGAGAGCAGUCAGAGCAGCAUAUUUAAGAUCAUGGCGUCGAUCCUUCAUCUGGGAAACAUUCAGAUCUGCUCCGAGAGAGACGGAGAGUCCUGUCGCAUCUCAAGAGAUGACAUCCACCUGCAGGCGUUCAGCCGGCUGCUCGGGGUGGAGCAGCAGCAGAUGGAGCACUGGUUGUGUCACAGGAAGUUGGUGACGGCGUCUGAGACGUACGUGAAGAACAUGUCGAGUCAUCAGGCGGCGAACGCUCGCGACGCGCUCGCCAAACACAUCUACGCUCACAUGUUCGACUGGAUCGUGGAGCACAUCAACAAAUCCCUGCACACCUCCUCCAAGCAGCACUCCUUCAUCGGGGUCCUGGACAUCUACGGGUUUGAGACGUUCGAGAGCAACAGCUUCGAGCAGUUCUGCAUCAACUACGCCAACGAGAAGCUUCAGCAGCAGUUUAACUCUCAUGUGUUUAAGUUGGAGCAGGAGGAGUACAUGAAGGAGCAGAUUCCCUGGACGCUGAUCGACUUCUAUGAUAACCAGCCGUGCAUCGACCUGAUCGAGGCUCGGCUCGGCAUCCUGGACCUGCUGGACGAAGAGUGCAAAGUGCCAAAGGGAACGGAUCAGAACUGGGCCCAGAAGCUCUACAAGCAGCACUCGAGCAGCGCUCACUUCCAGAAACCUCGAAUGUCCAACACGUCCUUCAUCAUCAAUCACUUUGCUGAUAAGGUGGAGUAUCAGUGUGAAGGUUUCCUGGAGAAGAACAGAGACACUGUGUAUGAGGAACAGAUCAACAUCCUGAAGGCCAGCCAGUUUCAGCUGGUAGCAGAUCUGUUUCAUGACAAAGACGACGUCGUUUCUUCAAAGUCGUCGAGAGUCAACGUCCGAGCAGCGAAGUCUGUUCCCAAAACUCCAAACAGAGAACAUCGCAAGACUGUCGGACUGCAGUUUCGCAGCUCUCUGAAUCUUCUCAUGGAGACGUUGAACGCUACAACGCCGCACUACGUCCGCUGCAUCAAACCCAACGACCUGAAGGAAGCGUUCUCGUUUGACUCCAGCCGGGCGGUGCAGCAGCUCAGAGCCUGUGGAGUCCUGGAGACGAUCCGCAUCAGUGCUGCUGGAUACCCGUCCAGGUGGACGUAUCCAGACUUCUUCAGCAGGUAUCGGGUCCUGAUGAAGAAAUCUGACGUCACGGCUUCAGAUAAGAAGCUCGUCUGUAGAAACCUGCUGGAGACUGUGGUGAAGGAACCAGACAUGUUCCAGUUCGGUAAGACGAAGAUCUUCUUCCGGGCCGGUCAGGUUGCGUAUCUGGAGAAACUGCGAGCUGAUAAGUUUCGAGCUGCUUGUAUAAAGAUCCAGAAGACGGUGAGAGGCUGGCUGCAGAGAGUCCGCUACACCAAGAUACGCAGGUCUGCCCUCAUCCUGCAGAGAUACGGCCGAGGGUACCUGGCACGCAGGUUGGCGGAGCGGCUGCGGCGGAGUCGAGCCGCUCUCAUCUGUCAGAAACAGUUCCGCAUGGUGAGAGACAGACGAGCCUUCCUGAGGGUGAGGAGCGCCGUGGUUACCAUCCAGGCCUUCACCAGGGGCAUGUUUACCCGCCGCAUCUACCACGAGUUCCUUCUUCACCACCGAGCCAUGAUCAUCCAGAAGUGUGUGCGCGGCUGGCUGCAGCGCAGGAAGUUCAGGCGUGCACGUGACGCCGCCGUGACGCUGCAGUGCGCCUACAGACGCGUGCUCGCUAAGAGACGACUGCAGCAGCUGAAGAUAGAAGCUCGCUCUGCUGAACACCUGAAGAAGCUCAACACGGGCAUGGAGAACAAGAUCGUCCAGCUCUACACACAGAGUAAAGAGCUGAGGAGUCAGAACGAUCAGCUGAUGGUGACUAACAGCAGUCUGGGGUCAGAGGUCACCAAGCUGCAGGAACAGCUGGAACAUCUGCGCAGUCACCAGGACGAAGGUCAGCUGACGUCGCUGCAGGAGGAGCUGCAGAGGCUGCGGGAGGAGCUGCAGGAGGCGCAUGCUCUCAGGAAGAAGCUGCAGGAGGAGCACAGCACUGAGAAGCUGCAGCUGCAGGAGAGAGUGGAGGAGCUGCAGACUGAAAACUCUCUGCUGAAGACGGAGAAGGAAAACAUGAACCAGAAGAUCCUGCAGCAGUCAAAGAGCAUUGAAGAUGACAGCAGUGUGUCUCAGAGAGAAGUGUCUCUACAGUCAGAGUUGGAUGCUGACCGGCAGCGUUAUCAGAAUCUCCUCAAAGAGUUUUCCAGAAUGGAGCAAAGAUACGACAACCUGAAGGAGGAGCUGUCUCUCACCAAGUUCCACCCAGGUCACAGGAGGAACCCGUCCAAUCAGAGCAGCCUGGAGUCCGACUCCAACUACCCGUCCAUCUCCACGUCAGAGGUGGGAGACACGGAAGACUCCAUCCAGCUGGUGGAGGAGAUGGGAGUAGAGAAAGCAGCCAUGGACAUCAGUCUGUUCAUGAAGCUGCAGAAGAGAGUCAGAGAGCUGGAGCAGGAGAGGAAGAGACUGCAGGCCAACGCAGACCAGAUGGAGGAGGCCGCCAAGCGCAAGGGCUCUGAGGUGAGGAGUCCUUCCUCUGAGCAGGAGACUGCAGACCUGGCCUACGACAACCUGAAGAGACAGGAGCUGGAGUCAGAGAACAAGAAGCUGAAGAACGACCUGAACGAGCUGAGGAAGACGAUGGCGGACCGCGUGUCACAGAACGGCUCGUCCAAUGAGCUACAGGACGGCUACAACGUCCUGUUGAGUCAGCUCCGAGCAGCCAAUGAGGAGCUCGACGCCCGGAAGGAGGAAGUCCUGAUUCUGAGGACGCAGAUCGUCAGCGUUGCCCAGCAACAAGAGAGGAGCGAACAUAUAAGUAACGACACAGAACCCGUCGAUAAAGACGAAGCUCUCAAAGCUUAUCAUGGACUGUCUGAGUCCAAGAAGCUGCUGGAGGCCCAGCUGCAGUCUCAGUCCCGGCAGCACAAAGAUGAGUUGGAGGCUCUUCACACUCAGAUCGAGCUGCUGAAGGCCGACAUCGAGAAGAAGCAGGAGAUCCUGAACUACACCAUGUCUCUGUCUCCGGAGGCGCAGGUGGAGUACAGCGUCCAGCAGGAGAUCACCCGCCUCACCAACGACAACCUGGACCUCAAGGAGCUGGUGGAGAAACUGGAGAAGAACGAGAGGAAGCUGAAGAAGCAGCUCCGGAUCUACAUGAAGAAAGUCCAGGAGCUGGAAGUGUCUCAGGCAGCAGUUCAGGCCAGCAGGUCUAACCCUGAUCUGACCCGUCAGGUGACCGUCCAGCGUAAGGAGAAAGACUUUGAGGGGAUGUUGGAGUACAACAAGGAGGACGAAGCUCUGCUGGUCAAGAAUCUCAUCGCAGACAUCAGACCGAACUCUGUGUCCGCCACCGUCCCCUGCCUGCCUGCGUACAUCCUCUUCAUGUGCAUCCGACACGCCGACUACAUCAACGACGACCAGAAGGUGGCGGCGCUGCUCACCUCCACCAUCAACGCCAUCAAGAAGGUCCUGAAGAAAAACAACGACGACUUUGAGAUGACGUCGUUCUGGCUGGCGAACACCAGCCGGCUGCUGCACUGUCUGAAGCAGUACAGCGGGGACGAGGUGUUCAUGACGCAGAACUCGAGCAAACAGAACGAACACUGUCUGAAGAACUUCGACCUGGCCGAGUACAGACAGGUGCUGAGUGACCUCUCCAUCCAGAUCUACCAGCAGCUCAUCAAGGUGGCCGAGAGCAUCAUCCAGCCAAUGAUAGUGUCGUCGAUGUUGGAGAGCGAGAGCAUCCCCAGCCUGGCGGGCGUGAAGCCGAUGGGCUACAGGAACCGCUCGUCCAGCAUGGACACGGAUGGCGGCGGGCCGAACAGCUACACGCUGGAGGCUCUGAUCCGCCAGCUGGGACAGUUUCACGCCAUCAUGAGCGAGCACGGCCUCGACCCCGAGAUCGUGGGUCAGGUGGUCCGUCAGCUGUUCAACUGCAUCAACGCCGUCACCCUCAACAACCUGCUGCUCAGGAAAGAUGUCUGCUCCUGGAGCACCGGCAUGCAGCUCAGGUAUAACACCAGUCAGAUGGAGGAGUGGCUCCGGGGUAAUAACCUGUAUCAGAGUAAAACAGCAGCGACUCUGGAGCCGAUCAUCCAGGCGGCUCAGCUGCUGCAAGUCAAGAAGAAAACGUCUCAGGAUGCCGAAGCCAUCUGUUCCCUCUGUACCAGCCUCACCACACAGCAGAUCGUUAAGAUCUUGAAUCUUUAUACUCCGCUCAACGAGUUCGAGGAGAGAGUGACGGUCGCCUUCAUCAGGAACAUCCAGAGUCGUCUGCAGGAGAGAAACGAUCCUCCGACGCUGCUGCUGGACACCAAGCAGACGUUUCCUGUCCUGUUCCCCUACACGCCGUCUGCUCUCAGCCUGGACACGCUGCACAUCCCUGCUUCACUCAGCCUCCACUUCCUCAUCAGAGUCUGAGCUGCUGGACACACACACACACACACACACACACACACACACACACACACACACACACACA
Molecule: messenger RNA, 5801 nt
Organism: Scomber japonicus (chub mackerel)
Lineage: Eukaryota; Metazoa; Chordata; Actinopteri; Scombriformes; Scombridae
Product: unconventional myosin-Vb-like
Exons: 39
Coding region: 323-5740 (1805 amino acids)
Biological process (GO): vesicle transport along actin filament; actin filament organization
Cellular component (GO): myosin complex; actin cytoskeleton; vesicle
Molecular function (GO): ATP binding; actin filament binding; microfilament motor activity
Source: RefSeq, a predicted model, not a curated record